GGAAGAGAUUUUUCCACAUUUGUGGCUUCGGUGGACGCUGUACAUUCCUCCUAAAGUCCUAACUUCUAAACACACAUUUUCAUUUGUAAUUGUUACCUCCAUUAAAAUUGAAUCCAUAGAAUCUAGGAGCUCCAAGGAAGGGCGAAAAUGGCGUGGUCGAGCUUAGCUCCAUUGCAGAAGAUGCAGGUUCCUGCAAUUGUUUGCAAGAAGAAAGAUAGAGAAAGAGAUCAAAAUUACCCUUAUAAAGUCAUCGAAAUCACUCCCCCUCCUAAACAUCUUGGUGUUCGAUGCCUUCCUCUUAACGUUCAGUGUGGGGAAAGUGUCACGAUUGAAGGUCAAACAUACACAAUUUCGGCUGUUACCCAUCGGUACCAGCUGCGUAAGGGAAAGUAUGAACCAAGUGAGAAACGACUCGAUGUUUUGUCCACCGGAAGAUACAUUUUGAACCUCUAUCUUGAAAAUUUGUUGCAGAAAUCGUAGAAUUAUUUUUUUUUAUUGUAGGAUUGAUGUAAACUAAUUAGUUCAUUGUAAACCAAGAUUACCCAUGAAACUCUUGUGUACGGUAAAAUCAAAUAUAACUACUAUUUAUUGGUUAAA
Messenger RNA from Amaranthus tricolor (Joseph's coat), 597 nucleotides. RefSeq lists its product as uncharacterized. Bases 148 to 480 code for a protein of 110 amino acids. Lineage: Eukaryota; Viridiplantae; Streptophyta; Magnoliopsida; Caryophyllales; Amaranthaceae. The record is from RefSeq and is a predicted model, not a curated record. The transcript has 3 exons.